GGGGUCAGCCACUGACCAAGGAAACUGCUGCUGCAGUCAGCAGUUACUGGCCCAUUGGACCGGACUCAGACCCGUUCCUGGAGCGCGGCAUGAUCCAGUGACACGAGGCUCUGCCUGCUGAUUCACAUGUCUCACGCUAGGUGAGAUGACUGGGUUAACUGAAGGAUACAGUGUGUGAAGAGAGAGGAGCCUGCUGACACACCUGCUCCAUCCUCUGGACCCUGGAGCACCAGCUACUGUACAGAGAUCCUGACCAGCUGGUCCUGCUGCAGCCCAAAACAAGUGGUUGUUUCAGCACCUCGCCUCCAGCGAAUCACCUGAGGCAGAUACUCUUCCAACUGGGGAGAAGAUGGGCCCAGAAAUCUGGUUUUCGGAUUAGCAACUGACCCCCGGCAGACAUCUUGAAACAUGCUGAGUGCAAUGAUUUUCUUGCACACCAUCUUCCAGCCCCAAGAGUCCAUUGUCGACGCCUCCCAUCUAUCCGAGGAAUUUGGGCUUGAAGAUGGAGAUUUAGGAGCUGACUCCUCAGAAUGGUGCAAAGGAAGAAUACGUGGAUCUGACACAUCAAAUUCUUUCACCUCCAACUCAUGGCACGUUGUGGAAUUUGAGGACACCUACGUUGGUCAGAAGUCAUCGUUCCGAAGUGUUUGUGAAGGACAGAGCAAGGCUCGGAGAAGAGAGUCAGCGCCACCUAAAUAUAAUCAAGGAGACGUCUUGGAUGCCGUUGUAAGGAAAGGACAUAAUCAGUUGAAUUCGUGUUUCCCUGUGAAGUCUCACACCAGACAGUUUGGCUCGUGUGGGAUUCAGUCUUAUUUAGGGGAGAAAAACCUUGAGUCCGACUCACAGGCUUUUUCUCAGAGCCAGCACAAUGAGCUCUUGAGUGUCAAUGAUCAGCGCCAUCUUGAUGCCACGUCACCAUCAUCUUCAGACUCAACGGAGGAGAACGAAAAGUUACCAACUGAAGAAUAUGCAGACUUGGAGACAUGCUUGAAUUACGACCAGGAGACAAGUCACAAGACCAAUCUGGGAGGGGAAUCAGACCUACAGUGGAGGAACUGUGAUGUUCUUAUUCAGAAUGAGACAUAUGAAUCGCAAAAAAAUCUUUGUCCAUGGAGUGAUACACUAACGCCUGACCAAGAAUGGGAUGACAGGCAAUAUCGACAUACUGUACGACGAAACACUGAUGAGAAGACACUUCCUGUCCAAGAUCACAUUGACGCAAGAACUUUUUUGGGAUCUGAGCUGAGAGACUCUGCGUUUUCUACUGAAGCAGAUAUUUAUGAAUCAAGAAACUCAUCACUUGAUCCGCAUCAGAACCACUGUGGUGCAUAUCAAACACAAAUCGAUUCAUUAUCACGAAGGUUAGACAGUGGCCUUGGAAUUUCUCUGGAUGACUACUACGUGGAAAACUCGACAGAGAGGUCAAGUACACCUGGUGCUGUCCAUGAAAUUUUGUCCUCCAUCACAUUCUCCACAAAGACCGCAACAUCCUCUUUCUCAGAUGCAAGCACACCGUACCUGAGUUCCGCUCCGAAUGUCUCACCUGAACCUACGUCACGCAGACAAUCGGAAAGGCUUGGCCACAACCAAAAACAAGAAAAGGUGAGGAGGUGCGGAAAAGUGCCUCACUGGAAGCUGCCUAGCCAGUUCACGGAAGUGGACGCUCACUCAAGCCAGUACUCUGAGGAACACCUUCUAGACAAUCCUGUGAAAUCAUACACUUUCGAACCAGCAUUUGGUUCAAGCAGGACCAGAACAAAUGUAUCCUUGUCUGAGCACUUUGGAGGAAAGAAGGUUGAUUCUUGGAGAGCCCCCUGGGAUGAGGACCUGGAAGUGCGAGCCGAUAGCUCUGGUGGUGAUACGGGUGAUCCGCAAUCCCAGCGUGAGCCAGCCUUGGGCAGCGCAGAUCAGACAAUCCAAGAACUGAGUGGGCAUUUUUUUCAUCUCUCUGACUCAAACAACAACACGGAUGUUGAUACACAAGUGGUCGACAAAGUGGAGACGGACCACCAGAACUACUUAGGACUGACUAAUAGAACACUGUUAUCUAAAACUGCCACAAGACCUCAGAGGGUGUCUGCGGCGUUUCAAAAUUCAUUGGAUUAUAAACCCCACAGAAAAGAUCUGGAUUGCAUUUGUCAGGUGAACCAUGUGGAUGAGUUCACGGUGGCUAGUAGCUUGGUCACAGCUUUAGAAUCGAACGGUGCCAUUUCAGAAACAAAUCAAGCAGUAAUGAAUUUUCAACAGGAGCCUUGCGAGAUUUCAGAACUUGUGGAGGGAAGUAGGGGGCAUUCACAGGCUCCUGUUACGAACGGGCUGAAAUACUCCCAGCCUGAUAUCAUUCUGAGCGUGCAUUCAGCAAACAAUUUGGAGACCAUUUUAGAAGGAGAUCGUAUGGAUGAAAGCGGCAACAAAGACUAUAUGUCGGAUAAUCAUGUGGCAUAUUUGCAUCGCAAGAGUCCGCACACUGUGCCAGAGUGGGAAGAUGUGGCUCGAAUGUCUUUAAAUGCUGACUUUCAACCGUCAUUUGCGUCACAAAGCUGUUGCGAAGAGUUCCUCAGACCCUUAAGUGUCACCCCUGAUGCUGUUUCUUACUGCUCCACUAACAGCGAGGGCGAUGGGAUGGAUGAUGAUUCGGUGAUGAAGAAUAGUCAGCUGAAAUGUAACGAAGCUCAAAAUAAAUGCACCAAAUUUAUGGUAUUUAGAAAGAAAAGUUCUACUAAAAAAGCGAAGGGAUCUGAUCAGUCAAGGAGCAGCAAUGUAAGCCCUGAAUCCGGUGAGAGUCUUCUGUCUGAGCCAUGUCCUCUGGAGAGGAACUCGGACACUGACUGCUGUCUCCAAGAAGACAUCCUGAAGAGUGCAGAUGAGAUGCAUUACGAGGAUCAUGAGUGUGGCUUCUUAUCUUCAGCCUCAUGUCCAAUCUGCCAUUCAACCAACCAAGAGAGUGUAGCAGAGAGUUCUGAAGGCCCUGCUGAGAGCCUGCCCACGCAGGUCCGGCCACCCAAUGAACCCAUACGCAAAAGGAGUAAAAGCAACGAGAGUCUAAACAUCCGCAUGCGCUUUGCACAAGCACACAGGUCUCUUUCCAGCCUGUUCGAAUCUCGCUCAAUGGAUAAGGAGAAUGAGGCUCAGGGUAGCGUGAGGAAAACCAAGCAAUCGUGGAGGAGAUUAAGAAGAGCAAAGGAGGCAGAGCUUCUUCAAAGAACCACCUCAGAACCAGAGAGGGAGAGUUGUGACGUGGGAUACGACAAAGCCCCCUCACCAUUACUGGACAGGUCCAGCAACCCUGGCUCACCGUGCUCUCCCAGAACUCUUUGCUACACAGAUCCAAUCUCCAAGCGAGCGGCUCCACAGGAGGUUGGUAAAGAGAACUACCAUUGGUGCAAAUGUGUGAGUCAGAAAGUCAAAUGUUCAACUCAGAGCAUGACAUCCAUCAUGUCGUCCUCCGGUGGCUCAUUGUGUCUUGAGGAUUGUGUGGUCCCGCUGUCCAGUCACACGCGUCCUCGCUCUGCUACAUGCUGCCAUGCGUCGACAAAUGAGACCCUGGCUGAGACUCCUUUAAGGCCCAUGAGCCCAAAGCCUCACAGUCCGAGGCCGGUUUCCCAACGUAAGCUUUUUCGCUACCCUCACUCGAGGUCCUGCUCCGUGUCCCCCAUACUUCUAGGCCAAGCUUUGAGCAUAGACGGGCUGAUUGACCCUCCGGAGAGACCCAAGACUUUGAAACCCUCUUGUAGUCCUCUUGGUAUGAGUCUUUGCCCCUUGGAUGCCUCUGUCGACCGGAUCGUCGGCCAGUCUCACAUCAGCUUGUACCCCAGUGACUCCAUCACUGAAUUUGAGAAGGGCAACGCAAAACCUGUUGCGCAGCAGAGCGACCCUUCAGAGGUAAAGGGGAAGUUGCCUGUGGUGCUUGGGCUGCUGAAUGCCAACACCUGGGUGGGCUCGGGUUGUCAUGGAGGUCAGCUGCCAACAAGGAAGUGUUCGGAUGACCUGUGGAUCGAGGAGCAGAAGCGAUACAAACGGAAAUCCACCAGAGGGAGUCUGGGGCACAUCACCACACUUGAAAACAUGGCUAAAACUCCUGAUUUAACAUUUGGGGCGGUCGAGGACUUCGGGGGGAUUUCUCUCAAGACUCAGUGCAUCUCACAGAGCACACCUGUGGGUCUGGACUGCCUCGGGUGGAGAAGACACAUGGCUCCUCUCUCGGUGGUUGUUCCAGAGGGGUCAUCGGAAAAAUCUGGCGCCGGCGACGAGCUCGGCAGCGAUGAGGACUUCAUGUACGAAGAGUACCGCAGCUCCGUCCGUUUUGGAAAUCCGGGUGGAGGCGGAGGAGAGCAGCUCGCCAUCAAUGAGCUGAUCAGCGAUGGCAGCGUGGUGUACGCCGAGGCCCUGUGGGACCACGUCACCAUGGACGACCAGGAGCUGGGCUUCAAGGCCGGGGAUGUCAUCGAAGUAGUGGAUGCCACCAACAAGGAGUGGUGGUGGGGUCGGAUCAUGGACAGCGAGGGCUGGUUCCCCGCCAGCUUUGUGCGGUUGCGUGUGAACCAGGACGAGCCCAUGGAGGACUACUUAGCUCACUUGGAGGAGCCGCAGGCCGGACAGGAGGACCGAGAGGGCAUGGGCUUGAUUCUGGGACCUGGUUUACCCUGCAAGGAGCAGAUGAGGAGCAACGUGAUCAAUGAGAUCAUGAGCACAGAGAGAGACUACAUCAAACAUCUGAUGGACAUCUGCGAGGGUUACAUCAAACAGUGCCGCAAGAGGACGGACAUGUUCAAUGAAGAGCAGCUGCGCACCAUCUUCGGAAACAUCGAAGACAUCUACCGUUUCCAGAGAAAGUUCCUCAAAGUCCUGGAGAAGAAGUUCAACCGAGAGCAGCCUCAUCUCAGCGAGAUCGGCUGCUGCUUCCUGGAACAUCAAACAGAUUUCCAGAUCUACUCCGAGUACUGCAACAAUCACCCCAAUGCCUGCGUCCAGCUGUCCAAGCUCAUGAAGCUCAACAAGUACGUGUUCUUCUUCGAGGCCUGUCGCCUCCUGCAGAGGAUGAUCGACAUCUCGCUCGACGGCUUCCUGCUCACACCCGUGCAAAAGAUCUGCAAGUACCCGCUGCAGCUCGCCGAGCUCCUCAAGUACACCAACCCUCAGCAUAGGGACUACAAAGACGUGGAGGCCGCCUUAAACGCCAUGAAGAACGUGGCCCGGCUCAUCAAUGAGAGAAAACGCCGCCUGGAGAACAUCGACAAGAUCGCGCAGUGGCAGAGCUCCAUUGAGGACUGGGAGGGGGAGGACGUGCUCAGCAGGAGUUCUGACCUCAUCUUCUCCGGGGAACUGACCAAACUGUCCCAGCCUCAGGCCAAGAGUCAGCAGAGAAUGUUCUUCCUUUUUGACCACCAGAUGGUGUAUUGUAAAAAGGACCUCCUGCGUCGGGACAUCCUCUACUACAAGGGCCGCAUGGACAUGGACCACAUGGAGGUGAUCGACGUGGAGGACGGCAAAGAGAAGAUCUUCAACAUCAGCGUGAAGAACACGCUGAAGCUGCGCUCGCUCAGCGGGGACGAGGUUCACCUGCUGUGCGCCAAGAAGCCGGAGCAGAAACAACGGUGGCUCCGAGCUUUCGCCGACGAACGGAGGCAGGUCCAGCACGACCGGGAGACAGGCUUCUCUCUCACCGAGGUCCAGAAGAAACAGGCCAUGCUGAACGCCUGCAAAAGCCAUCCAUCCGGGAAACCCAAAGCGGUGACCCGACCCUACUACGACUUCCUCCUGCGGCAGAAACACCCGUCCCUCCCCUCGGCGUUGCCCCAGCAGCAGGUCUUCAUGCUGGCCGAGCCCAAGCGCAAGACCUCCACCUUCUGGCACAACAUCGGCCGCCUGACGCCCUUCAAGAAGUGAUCCCGGCGGAGGAGCUUCCUGCUGGUGCCUGAACAGAACCUUUAUAUUCGAUUUCUUUUCUUUCCUACUCAUAACCUAAUAUAUACAGAUUUAUAGUGUGGAUGAGCUGGAGAUCUAUUUUUGAAAGCACUUUAUAGGUUGGUUAACAAUCACUGAGAGAAGGAGGAGGAGGAGGAGGAGGACUUUCUACUUCUGGUACUUCUAACACUGCUGCGGGACUGUGCUGCCUCAGCGCCGGACGUCUUCUUGACUUUUCUCUUUGGAUUGGAAAGAUGCCAACUUGUUCACAGUGCCAGGUCCUUUGUAUGAGUUCCUUGUCCGCUUCACAUAAGGGAAAUUUGGGGGCAGUGAUGUUGUGUCUGUGCAGAUUUUUUUUUUGUUUAAUUCAUCCACUGGUUCCACGGUUUUGUACAAACGCUUGAUAUGCUGCACAAAGAAGAACCUGCUGGCUCCAUUUACCCUCCUGCACGUGGGAAACAGCCUCACGUCUGAGCACCUGUGUGGACGCCACGCACAGCCCUCCACUCAUGCCUCACAAGCCUCCAGCAUCCGCCACAGGAUUGGUUGUUUGAGUUGACCGUCCCUGUCCUUGCUUCUGACCUUCAGCUUCAUUCACUACGAUACAGAUGUUGAUGGUCCCUUCAGCCUGAAAUGUCUGGAACUGCUGAGCUCGGCAUUUCUGUUCCUCAACCGUUUACAUGCGCCCCCUGUUGGUGAGCAAGGGUUAGUGCUCUAUUACUUCUAAAAAUAAAAGUCGUGUCAUUUGAAUUCAAUAUUCUUGAAACGUUGACUAAUAAGAGCAGUAUGUGAGAGAAAGAAUUUGGACCUUUCACUCUGAAUGUUGCGUUCACAAGUGGACAGCAGGCGGUGAUGAACCCCACUUGGUCUCCUGACAAAUGAGAUAUGCCCCUUCACUUCUGACAAUUGUCUCAACUCAUGGUGGCUUCAUGAAGCUCCGUGAGUCAUUGCCAUUGGCAGAGGGUGGAGCUUCUUGCUCAAGAUCCAAGCUAAUAGAGCGAAGAGCGCCCUGUUUUGAGCUCUGAAAGAAAAGAAAAAGGGAGGCAGGUUUUCUUCUUGACAUGUCCCUCCGACUUGGACUAGAGGGCACUUGUGGACACACCUAUGGACAAUUUAGAGUCACCACUAUGGACUGUGGGGGGAAACCAGAGUGCCCAGAGGAAACGCUCCGUGCUGAGAUGAAAGUCUUCUGCCCUGAAAAAUGUAAACAACAUUAACUUGUCAAAUCCUCUUGGUCGGCGAUGACUUCACCUCACGUUGUGUUGUUGCUGUCGUGAGCCACAGGAGGGCGACUGGACCAGAGGAGCCACAUUUAGUUUCUCCACACACUCUUGAGUUCCGCCAUGUCCAUGAACGUUCUUAACAUUUUUUUUUAUUUUGUGUGUGCGGAUGACUAACGAUGCAUGGAUGUGACUUAAAAAAAAAAUACUGUGAAGAGCUUUUUGUUUUCAAAGAACACACGGAUGAGCCCUGAUAUAUCACGCAGUUCCAGGACUAUAUAGUAUCCAUUGUGCUAUCUAACACACUCACACUCCUGACUUGUACUUCUCCAGUUUCCAGUAUUCCUGCUCGGUGUAUACAACCUCCAGUAAUCUCCAUUCCACAUCAGUGCCGCCUAGUGGAAUGGCUCCGUAAGUGCAUUCUGUGAAAUGUACUCACCUUUCUGUUUCAAAUGAGUAAUAAACAUUCCUGCACUGGCUACGGCAGACAUCA
This is a messenger RNA of Synchiropus splendidus (mandarinfish), 7617 nucleotides long. It is a transcript of the gene arhgef4, whose product is annotated as Rho guanine nucleotide exchange factor (GEF) 4. The transcript has 14 exons. NCBI's taxonomy places the organism in Eukaryota, Metazoa, Chordata, Actinopteri, Syngnathiformes, Callionymidae. The record is from RefSeq and is a predicted model, not a curated record. Gene Ontology annotation, molecular function: guanyl-nucleotide exchange factor activity; protein binding. Gene Ontology annotation, biological process: intracellular signal transduction. The coding region runs from base 409 to 5886 and encodes 1825 amino acids.